Aspergillus niger is the source of this 378-nucleotide messenger RNA. RefSeq lists its product as hypothetical. The transcript has 3 exons. Bases 1 to 378 code for a protein of 125 amino acids. Lineage: Eukaryota; Fungi; Ascomycota; Eurotiomycetes; Eurotiales; Aspergillaceae. The record is from RefSeq and is a predicted model, not a curated record.
AUGGAUAUCACCGCAUACGGUGACUCCCCACUCAAUUCGGGUUCAAUAGAUGAGGAUGAUGGGACUUUUGGGGCCCUUCUCCGCCAUCGGGGUUGGAUUAGCCCGACGCUGAUUGGAUUGCGAUCACGACAUCGAUGCAAACAGCCGCUGAACAGCCUUGCAAACAUCCCCAAUCAGGUCAAGUGCGGGGGCCUCGUGACUGGCUCUCGAGCACGUCACCCCAUUGAUGCCUCGUGCAUCAGGCACUUAUCGGCUUUUGCUCUGAAUGCCGGCGGAUUUCAAAGCACGAACUACUUACUAUGGAACCAAUAUAUCGGUGCUAUUGACGACUACACCAAGACAGCACUAUUACUCUAUGUACUCCGGAUGUACUACUAG